Molecule: messenger RNA, 1965 nt
Organism: Lachancea fermentati
Lineage: Eukaryota; Fungi; Ascomycota; Saccharomycetes; Saccharomycetales; Saccharomycetaceae
Source: the annotation of a GenBank genome assembly
AUGGGGCUACUCUCGUUGGGGACGCCUCUCACGUGGUUUGAAUCGCGCCAAUACAAUGAACAUGUAAAGAAGAACGGGGUACAGCAGCUUCUUUACAUAUUCAAGGCAGCUGGCUCGAGAAAGGACGAUAUUCUGCUUUGGGGAGACGAAUUAGAGUUCAUGCUUUGCCAGUUUGAUGAGAAGAAGAAAAACGUAAUGCUAACUGUCAAAGAUGAUGACGUGCUAAAAAUUUUGAAUACGGAAGAACUGGAGUUUUGCAAAGCCCACAAUGCGUCUUUUCACGCCGAAUAUGGACGGUAUAUGGUUGAAGCUACGCCGGCUGAACCUUAUCGUGGCCAAGUGAAUGAUUACGUGGAGAAAAAUAUGCGCGAAAGAAGAGCAAUUGUGGAGAAACAUUUCAAAGAGCGUGGUAUUGAAUUACUCUCGCUGGCCGCAUUUCCCCGGAUGGGUUGUGAAGAGUUCACCAAUAUAGAACACCCAUGGGAUCACCAUAAUGAGGCAUCACGCUCCCUUUAUUUGCCGGAUGAAAUUAUUAACCGCCAUGCGAGGUUUCCGACUUUAACGUCGAACAUUCGGACGAGACGGGGAGAGAAGGUUUGUAUGAAUGUGCCCAUGUAUCAAGACGAGAAAACGCCAAAAAACGAUGAUACUGUAUAUACUCGCGAUUGGUUCAGUUCGGAGGAUAAGGAAGGACCUCUUGCAAUGAAGCGUGGCCAAAUUUACAUGGAUUCGAUGGGUUUUGGAAUGGGCUGCUGUUGUUUGCAGUUGACGUUCCAGACUCCGACAGUCGGCAAGGCACGUUACCUCUACGAUACUCUUGCCAACUUCGCCCCGAUUAUGCUGGCCGCUACUGCUGCUUCACCUGCCUUCAAAGGCUGGUUGGCCGAUCAAGAUGUGCGUUGGAAUGUUAUCUCAGGAGCAGUUGAUGAUCGCACUCCAUUUGAACGUGGCGUCGAACCUCUUCUACCUGAGUACAAUAAUGGACAUGGUGCAUCUAUCAUGAAAAAUCCAAUCAGGAUCCCAAAAUCUCGUUACAGCGUCGUUGAUUUGUUCUUAGGUGGUAACGCUUUUUUUGAUCGUAAAUUCAACGAUACUGACGUUCCAUUGAACGAAGAAGUUCUUCAAACGCUGCAAGAGAAUUCGAUUUUUACAAUGGAUUAUGAUCUGGCUCGCCAUUUUGCCCAUCUCUAUAUCAGAGACCCCUUGGUCAUAUUCCAAGAGUGUGUCAAUCAGGAUAACAAGACUUCAACAGACCACUUCGAGAAUAUCCAAAGUACAAACUGGCAAACUUUGAGAUUCAAGCCACCUACGCAACAAGCAACUCCUGAUAACAAAACUGUACCUGGGUGGCGAGUUGAAUUUAGGCCCAUGGAAAUUCAGCUUACUGAUUUUGAGAAUGCUGCCUACAGCAAUUUUAUAUAUCUAAUUGUUGAAGCUAUUCUUGAGUUCAACAGCGAAAUCAAUGGUUAUAUGCCAAUGUCCCAGAUAUGGGCCAACAUGGACACUGCGCAUCACCGCGAUGCUGUAUUAACAGAAAAAUUUUAUUGGAAGCAAGAUUUUGAGAAUACUCUGACAGGAGAAUAUACUAUGGACGAAAUAUUCCACAAUGAAGGAAAUGGUAUUUUUCCAAUAUUCAUAGAUCGUAUCUUGAAACACAAGGGGUACGUUUCGACAAACUGGCGCGAUCUUCGUGCCUCUGAAAACGGAUCUCUUGUAAGACUCUAUUAUUAUUUGAAGCUCGUCUCUGAUAGAGCUGCAGGAAUAUUACCAACGACAGCCAAGUUUAUGCGUGAUUAUGUUCUCUCACAUAACUCUUACAGUCAAGAUUCAAGGGUCAGUAAGGAUAUCAAUUUUGAUCUACUGCGGGUGGUGGAGAGAAUUUCGCACUUGGAUAACUCCAAUAAAGACGUGACCAACUUCCUAGGACAAGAAAUUGCCCAGUACAUCUUAGAACAUAGAAUAUAG